Cydia fagiglandana is the source of this 4173-nucleotide messenger RNA. RefSeq lists its product as uncharacterized. NCBI's taxonomy places the organism in Eukaryota, Metazoa, Arthropoda, Insecta, Lepidoptera, Tortricidae. The coding region runs from base 1 to 4173 and encodes 1390 amino acids. The transcript is spliced from 3 exons. Gene Ontology annotation, biological process: proteolysis; DNA integration. Gene Ontology annotation, molecular function: nucleic acid binding; aspartic-type endopeptidase activity. The record is from RefSeq and is a predicted model, not a curated record.
AUGGUGCGGAAAAAAAAAAAACCCGCGUCAACCGGAGCUAGACCCAAACAGCAGGUAUCGUCCGUCCCUGUCUCUCGCACUACGUGCGCCAUUUGUAAGAGCGGGAACGAGCACAAGGUUAGUGCGUGCUCAAAGUUUUUAGCCGCGACGAUAUCUGAGCGUUGGGACUUAGUGAAGGGUGCUAGAUUGUGCUAUAGAUGUUUAGACGUGAAUCACCGUAGGCCGUUUAAGUGUAAAUACGUCGCGUGCGGUGUAAACCAGUGCGAAGCCGGACACAGUAAGCUGUUACACGGACUGAACGCGGCCGCGCCCGCGAACGGUAACAGUACGCCGGCCGUAUCUGUAAACAAUAUUAGACUCCCGCAAACGUAUCUCAAAGUCAUGCCUGUGGAGGUGUCGGGACCUUUAGGUACCGUACAAACCCUCGCGCUAUUAGACGAAGGCGCGGCAAUGACUUUAAUGCUGCACGAGACAGCCGAUAAAAUCGCGCCUCGCGUACGCGGAGAGACGUUAGAAAUUGAAGGAAUAGGCGGCGUAGUUAGAGACCCAGACUCGUACGCGCUACAGGUCGCGAUUAGGGGUUUUUGUAGCCGACAUUUGGAGUUAAUGGAGGUGCUCACGAUAGGCGAUAUAGGUAUAGGUUCGCAAGGCGUACCACGUGACUUAGUAGACAAGUGCGAACAUUUGUCGAAAAUCGCGGACGAGUUAAGUUACCCUACGGCCGUACCUACUAUCGUGAUAGGUCAAGAUAACUGGCACCUCAUCAUUUCUCGGCAAGUCAUAGACGGCCCGCCUAACCUUCCCGUCGCGAGUCUAACCAGAUUAGGAUGGGUUCUACACGGCCCAGACCGAACGCGUCGCGCCGCGGUAAAUUUUGUGGGGCAUGCACGGCCUAAAACCGCGGACGACGAAGCUUUAGAGCUCAUGAAACGGCAUUUCGACAUAGAAUCGUUAGGCGUUUCACAAAAGUUGCCUCGGGCCGAUCCCGACCAACGAGCGCUAGACUUAUUAAAAGCCACGUGCGAUAAGAUACCGGGGGAGAACCGGUAUCGAGCGGGCUUAUUAUGGCGAACCGACGACGAAAAACUCCCCGAUAACCGAGCGCAAGCAUUAAAGCGGCUACUCAGUCUAGAACGUAAACUAGACCGCGACGAAAAGUUGAAAGCCGAAUAUGCGAAACAUAUGAAUAAUUUGCUCGAUAAAGGUUACGCGGAGAAGAUGGAUUCGCCCCCGCCUCCCGAUGCACCUCGGACGUGGUACCUAGCGCAUUUCCCCACAUUUCACCCGCAACGUGGUAAAAUGAGGCUAGUUUGGGACGCGGCUGCCACAGCAUACGGUCGCUCACUGAACAGCGCGCUGCUGGCCGGCCCCGACCUGUUAGAAUCACUUUUUGGCGUAUUAGUGCGCUUCCGCGAAGGCAAAAUCGCGGUAAUAGCCGACGUCAAAGAGAUGUUUUUGCAAAUCGAAAUUUUAGAGCGCGAUCGCGAUGCGUUACGUUUCGUUUGGAGGGGGGAAGACCGUACUUCUCCACCGCAAGAGUACAGAAUGAAGCGGCUAAUAUUUGGAUCGGCAGCGUCGCCGACAACCGCUUUAUAUGUCAAAAACGAAAACGCAAAAACGCAUAGUGCUGAAUUUCCGAUCGCAGCUGAAAAAACAAUUAAAAAUACGUACAUGGACGACAUGUUAAUCGCCCUCGACACGUCCGAGGAGGACGCCAGACGCGUAGUAAACGACAUUUACGAGCUAAACAUGCGCGCGUCAUUCGAACUCCGCGGGUUCGCGUCGAACCAUCCUGCGGUAAUUGCUGACGUAGUUAACAGCAAAGAGGAAACGUCUUUGUUAGGCGCGAACGAGAGCGAACGUACCUUAGGUUUGAAAUGGAAUCACAAGCGUGACACCUUAGGUUUCAACGUGAACUUUCGUAAUACGCCCGAAGACGUACUUAACGGUCAGAAAUUACCUACAAAGCGACAGGUAACGAGUAGCGCGAUGUCAAUAUUCGAUCCGAUCGGUUACGUAAGCCCCAUAUCCGUCUUAGGCAAGGCGUUAAUGCAAGAGAUAUGGAGGACCGGAAUCGGUUGGGACUCGCCUAUACCCGUCUCACUCGCACCCGCGUGGCGAUCGUUCAUCGAAAACGUACAACAAUUACGGGACUUAGAAAUUCCGCGACACGUGCCCGCAUUUAAUAGGGAGGCAUAUAUGCAUGUUUUUUGCGACGCGAGCGAAAAAAUAUAUGCCGCGGCCGUGUAUCUGGUUAGCGUCAACCCCGAGGGGAUUAGAACUUCCGCGUUAGUAGCCGCUAAGGCCCGCGUUUCGCCUCUCCGGGUAGUGAGCAUUCCGAGAAUGGAAUUGCAGAGCUGCGUACUAGCCACGAGAUUAGCGGAAACCAUAGUCAAGGAGUCAGAUUACGUAGUAAAGGAAAAGUUUUUUUGGUCUGACUCUAAAACGGCGCUCACGUGGAUACGUGCGGACCCACGUAGGUAUAAAACGUUCGUGGCACACAGGUUGGCAGAAAUAGAGAACACUACCACCCCCGCCAACUGGCGCUGGGUGCCUAGUGCAGCCAACGUGGCUGACGACGCGACCCGCGGAAUACCUGCGCAAUUUGGAGUGAACCACCGGUGGUUCAUAGGGCCCGAUUUUAUACGUAAACCCGAAGAGCAUUGGCCGACCGAGAAAACGCCCACGCCCGUCGCCGAUACGGGCGAAGAGCGCGUUAGCAAACUCGUAUGCUCAGUAGGUGUCGCGAAAAAUAAGUUUGAGUACCUACCGGAAGUAGGUAGAUUUUCAAAGUUCGUACGACUAGUUCGCGCCACCGCUAGGGUUCUGGUUGCCGCCGAGGCUUUUAAAGCCUCAUUGCUAUCCCAGAAAACAGACACAGAAAUGAACAAAGGGCAUGUAAAUCUAGCAGAAAUUUUGCUAAUUCGCCGGAGUCAGCAUGCUGCCUUUCCAGAGGAGAUUAAGCUACUGGAAACUGGGCGGCCUCUACCGAAGAAGUCUCCGCUGCAUAAGAUAGCAAUACGACUGGAUAAGAACGGAGUCAUCGUGCUGAACGCCAGAAUAGACAAAGACGUGCACAUCCCCGUUCUGUACGCAAAAGAAGAUUUUGUCAAACUGCUGAUAUAUCAUUUCCAUGCGCUCUUCGACCACGGUAACCACGCAACCGUAAUCAACGAAUUAAAGCAGAGAUAUUUUAUCAUCGGGCUGCGCGGUAAUAUUCGCUAUAUAGCGAACAAGUGCCAAUGGUGUCGGACCUAUAAAGGAACCACACUCAAGGUUCCUGUAGGCGACCUCCCGCCAGAGAGGCUCCAGGCGAAUCAACCGCCAUUUACCGCCACAGCCGUAGACCUGUUUGGCCCUAUGCAAAUCACGAUAGGCCGUCGCCGCGAAAAGAGAUGGGGUGUAUUAUACACAUGCCUCACGACACGCGCUGUGCACUUAGAGCUUGCCGCCUCACUUUCGGCAUCCUCUAUGAUACUCUCCUUGCGCAGAAUGAUAGCGCGACGCGGCACGCCCACGGUUCUAUACUCUGACAACGCCACCAACUUUUACGGCGCAGAGCGAGAACUGGCAGAGGCCAAGAAGACGCUGCCCGACAACUUAAAGCCAUUUUUGAUCGAGCGAGCCAUAACCUGGAAAAAGAUACCGCCCGGCAACCCUUCCGCCGGCGGCGCAUGGGAACGGCUCGUAGGCAGCGUGAAAAGGUCACUAAAAGUAACACUCAAAGAGAGAGCACCUCAUGAAGAAGUGCUGCACACAUUGCUGCUGGAAGCCGAGCACAUAGUGAACUCUCGACCGUUGACGCCAGUAAAUCCAGACUUAGACAGUGAAGCCCUGACGCCAAACCAUUUUCUCAUCGGUCGAUCAAGCUCCAUGUCACCACUGGGCGUCUUCACAGAUGCAACUAUGACACUCUCGUCAUGGAAGACAGCGCAGACCUUAGCCGACCAUUUUUGGAGGCGCUGGCAGAAGGAAUACCGACCCAGCCUCCUCCCUCGGCCCGGUGCUCAUCAGAACGCGAAGAAACUACAUAUAGGCGACGUAGUCAUAGUCGCGGACAGCUCCAUGCCAAGAGGAACAUGGCCUAGAGGCGUAAUCGCACAACUCUUUCCCGGCCCUGAUGGCCACGUAACAGCAGCCAGCGAGCCAGCCAGCGUGUUCCAGCCUGCGUGA